Molecule: messenger RNA, 1170 nt
Organism: Corticium candelabrum
Lineage: Eukaryota; Metazoa; Porifera; Homoscleromorpha; Homosclerophorida; Plakinidae
Exons: 10
Coding region: 17-1003 (328 amino acids)
Biological process (GO): negative regulation of protein kinase activity
Cellular component (GO): cytoplasm
Source: RefSeq, a predicted model, not a curated record
CCCAGUUCGUUUUACAAUGGCACAGAUGCUCGGAAGUCUAAAAGGAAUACUACACAAAGUGCAACAUGACAGCAACAGCCAGAGACAAAAGUUGGCAAAGAAACUAGAAAACACCAAGAAACGCAUCAGGAAGCGUCUCUCCUCGAAGCAGACUAGCGAGGAAGAAGAGGAGCGCAGAGACAGUGAACUGUCGUAUGAUCCAGAUGCGGGGGCGGGGCUAUUGCUGAGGUAUCAACAAGUUUGGGCGGAGAUGCGCACCAACUCAUCAAACUGUGCUGCAAAUGCUACGCGUGUAGAUGAACGUCUACAGUCAGAGGUUCGUCGUUGUCAGGCACUUCACAACGCCUUCACAGCUUUCAACUGGGAGUUGUCACGAAUACCAGAUCUGAUGGUGAUACUUGGUGAAGCAAAGACGAGAGUUGAAGAUGUUAAUGGACAGUUGAAGGUUUUGGAGAAACAGCUGGAUGAGUUAGAAGACAUUUGUAAUGAUCUCGAAGUGAAACAGAAAAAGGAAGCUGAGGCAUUGGCUGUGAAGCGUCACAGCGAACAGAAAUGGCAGCAGUUGGAAAGAGAAAAAGUGGCUGCUCUUCGCAAGUAUACCCGAGAACAGGAGGCUCUGCAGUUUGUAGAAAUGGCAGCGAUAGAAGAGAAGCGACAAGCAUAUCAGGAAGUGUUUGCUGAGCAAAUGCAACUCUACAAGAAACAGGGCAAAGUCGAUUUGCCAAUUGGUCAUUCGAAGGUUUCUCAAGACAAAACAUUACUUGAAGACAUGUCGUUGGAUGAGCAGGAUGCAGCAGAGUUGAACGAGUUUCUUAAGGAUCUGUCUCCUGUAUUGUCUGAAGACCACGAAGAUGGAGAUGGUGAUUCUAGUCUUCUCAGUCCUGAAGUAACGUCUGUUGAUGAAGAUGAUGAUGAGACUGUGCCUGUCAUGAAAGACGAGGAGUCACUCAGUCCACCGGUAGGCGAUAGUCAACACAGUCAAAUGAAGGGUUCGGGUGAUUAGGUAGAUAUACUGUACUCUUAUUGAGUGAAAAUGAUUUCAUUGAAUUAUGUGACUAUAGUAAUUAAUGCUUUGGUAGGUUUCAAGUGGCUUAGUUUGAUGGAACUCAUGCAUAUACUUAUAUUGUUUUGUAUAAAGUGCUUCAUCUGAAUGUUUUAGGCUGUGGUGUG